Plenodomus lingam JN3 is the source of this 198-nucleotide messenger RNA. RefSeq lists its product as uncharacterized. Lineage: Eukaryota; Fungi; Ascomycota; Dothideomycetes; Pleosporales; Leptosphaeriaceae. The record is from RefSeq and is a predicted model, not a curated record.
AUGCCCAGUGUUACACGACAGCCGUUUGGAGGUAACACGCCGCAACAACAUGCGCUCAUUGGCAAGCCUCAGAAUGACAUUGCAGCGAAACGUCAGGACCCAAAGCAGACCUUAUGCAGCACUCUGAAAUCUCUGCUCAAUCUGGUGUUACAGCUGUCGAUAGGAUGGGAGCGGAGUAUACUCAGACCUAUAACAUAG